AUGAAUGCGACGGCAAAGAGCUUGUUUGUGGAGCUGUGCUGGCUCAGCAUUGCGCUUGUGACGAUUGUGCUGUCCAUCUUCACUGCGCAGCAGCUGCUUAGGCUGGAAAGCGACCUCAACGAUCUCCAUUCAGGCAAUAUGGACAAACUCCGCACCUGCCUCUUCAACAAGCCAGCCACCACCGACUGCCCAGACCCAGCCAGCAGCUCGUACGACCCGGACACAGAUCCGUGCGUCACGUACCAAAACCCAGCAGAGGACAACGACAACACGUUCCGCGCCUCCAGGUUCUUCUCCUGCGCAAACCCAGAUUUUUGCAGGACGUUCUUUGAAGCAACGGAGAACGGCACCUCCACCGGCGGCAGUGGCACCAUCGUGGCCGGGCUCUCAAAGCAGUGGAACAACGUGCUCACGUACCAGGGGAUCAGCAUCCCGUACCUCUUUGUCGGAGGCCUCAUGGGCCGUGCCGCGUCCGGUGUCAUGGCUGCGUUCCUGGAAACGUUCCAGAUGUGCCGCAUCAGGCUCAGCAAAUCCUUUCUCAAGGGCCUUCUCUAUCUCAAGAACAUCACGGGCGUGCUGAGCUGUGUCGUUUUCUUCCUCUUUUGGAUUCUGCUGGAUCGCCUCGAUCGCAAAUCUAUCAUUCAGGACGUGAUUGACGCCAGAUGCUACGACUUUGAUGGACUCAAAGUGCUAGCUGCGUAUGAUGAUGCGCUGGACGCAGCCAAAGUGGACCAGAUUGGCUUCUCUGUCAUCACCAUCUUCACGCUCAUCGGUGAGACGCUGACGUUUGACGACGACUUUGCCAAUGUCAUUGGCAGCGGCAGCAGCGACAUCACCACCAACAAGGGCUACGCGGAGCACGUCAACCCGGACAGGCUGUCCACUCGCCUCAUCACCAACGAGAACGAGGACGACGCUUUGUAA
Salpingoeca rosetta is the source of this 924-nucleotide messenger RNA. RefSeq lists its product as uncharacterized. Lineage: Eukaryota; Choanoflagellata; Craspedida; Salpingoecidae. The transcript has 2 exons. Bases 1 to 924 code for a protein of 307 amino acids. The record is from RefSeq and is a predicted model, not a curated record.